AUGGACAUCUACACGGGCAACGACAAGGACUCGAUUGUGGAAAGCGAGUGGUUCCGGGCUUCGGACGCGUGGAAGCGUAUCGACACGUUCGACCUGGCGUCGGUGCUGUAUCUGUGCCUCUACACGAUUCUCCUCGUCGUCACCACGUGGAACCAUCGCAACGCGUGCGAAAAAGAGGCCGUGUUCGACCCGCGACAGCAGGCCCCCGAGAGCGAGCCCGACUCACAGAACAAGCACCAGGGCCGCCGGAAUGUCGAGAGCCGACUGAUCGAGGCGAUCACGAAGGCGAACCAGAAGAAGGACAAGGAAAAGGACACGCAAGCCGGCCCGUCGACGGGCCCAUCAAAGAGUACGGGACCAUCCGACAAGGACGAUGUAGCCAAGCAUCAGGUUGCGCCGGAGGGCCAAGCGCGGAAUGCGGCACGAUGUGCUCGAGGAACAGGAGCGCAUCCUGGAGGAGUACAUCGAGACGGAACAGGC
Molecule: messenger RNA, 480 nt
Organism: Mesorhabditis spiculigera
Lineage: Eukaryota; Metazoa; Nematoda; Chromadorea; Rhabditida; Rhabditidae
Source: the annotation of a GenBank genome assembly